Podarcis raffonei (Aeolian wall lizard) is the source of this 2012-nucleotide messenger RNA. RefSeq names its product DnaJ heat shock protein family (Hsp40) member C24 (gene DNAJC24). The record is from RefSeq and is a predicted model, not a curated record. Gene Ontology annotation, molecular function: ferrous iron binding; ATPase activator activity. Gene Ontology annotation, biological process: positive regulation of ATP-dependent activity. Lineage: Eukaryota; Metazoa; Chordata; Lepidosauria; Squamata; Lacertidae. The transcript has 6 exons. Bases 340 to 780 code for a protein of 146 amino acids.
UACCCAACGCGGCAAGUUCUCGCCCUCUCUCACUCCCGCCCUCGAGGAUUAUCUGGCGGCCUGGUGCACAGAUCCACAGAGCCGGAUGCGGCCACUGGUUGCUUCCCCGCUUCUAGUUGCUGCUUCGUGAGGCGUUUCGCUCGACGAGGCCCGGCAUCGCUUGCCACUCGGGGAGUGGCAGUUGGUUCAGAAAGCCCAUGUCAGGUUGAGGAAAUGACUUCUGCAAGGGCCAUGAAGUAUCUCCAUUGCUGUGAGAGUCAUGGAUAUUUAUUCCCCUGUCUUCCUCUUCCUUGGAUCGUUGUCUCCUUGGCCCUGAAUUUUCUCUGAUACUAGAAUGCAAUGACUUUUGAAGAGUUGCCAAACAAGGACUGGUAUAGCAUUCUGGGUGCAGAACCAUCGGACAGUUUGAUAGAACUGAAGAGGAAAUAUCAAAAGCUUAUAUUAUCGUAUCAUCCAGACAAACAGAGCACAGAUGUGCCAGCAGGAGAAGUGGAGGCGCGCAUGCAGAGGUUCAUCGAAAUUGAUCGAGCGUGGAAAAUUCUAGGGAACGAAGAGACAAAAAAAGAGUAUGACCUGCAGCGGCGUGAACAUGAAUUAACCCAAGGAUGGCCUGUGGAUGCUCAGGUGUCACUUGAAGAUAUGGCCUGGAAUCUCAAUGAUCACUGUUAUUCUCUCAUAUGUCGAUGUGGUGGAAAAUACACUGUCUCCCAAAAAGAAGCUGAAGAGGUUUCACUAGUAUGCUGUGAUACUUGUUCAUUACUUAUAGAGAUUCUUCGAUGACUCCGCAAAGGAUAUGGGAAACACAAAAGAUGUAUUGUGUUAGGCAACUAAUGGACAAUAUGUCAGUAAAUACCAUAGUAGAAAAAUGCACAAUAACUGUUAAGAACGUUAGUACAAACAAGUUUUCUUUCCGCAUCAGAGAUUCCUUUUUUAAAAUCCCUGCAAAUUAUGCUCCAAAUGUCUUUUAAUUUGAAUUGUCCAUAUCUUAGUGUAUGAGAUUUAAACACUACAUUUCUUCUGCUUGCACGAGUGAGCACCAUUUAAUGUUAUCCUCCUAUUCUGGUAUCAUGAUUACUCCUUUCUGAGGAUAAUGCAUCCUGUACCCAAGAUGAACAGGACUUGGAAUACUGAUCUUAAACUGAAAAGUGGGCUUCUGAAAGCAUACGUGCUGCCAUUUCAAAACCAAUCCAGUACAAUAUGCAGUACAGUCGACUCACAACUUAUGGAAGCAUUUCUGUUUGACAUAUGGAACAAUCCCCCAUCUCCUCUCCCUGGGCGCCGUUUUGGGGGUUCUCUCAGCCCUCCAGAGUGGAUUUGGGGGUGAUGUGGGGUGCACAGAGGAAAGAGAAGGGGAAAGCCAUGCUCUGCUAGUAGGAGUGCUUGUGCUAGCUUCUUGCUAGUGUGGUGGAUUAGUUCAAUCCAUCCCCCAGAGCAUACUAAUCCCACUCUUUAAAGAGCACUUGCAAAGAAGUUCCUAAUAAGCUGGCACUUGCUUAUUCCCAGCUUUUGAAAAAUGUUACACCUGUGAAACUGUAUUGCCCUUUUUAGAAAAAUCUGAUAAACUUUCUAGUAUAUGCCAUGUUACUUAAGAACCGUCUGUUUAAAACUAUAGGAAACCCGUGGCUUCAGGACUCCUACUAGUUCCUAUAUGUGUGGUUCUGAGGGGAAACACUUGCAUUUUAUGAGAGCCAUAAUGAAAGAAGGCAGAACUCCGUAAGACUGUCAGAAGGAUUUAUAAAUGGGAUAAAUGGAAAUUGUUAUAUAUAUGAAGCAACAUUAUUUCCCAGUAUUACGACCCUUACUUACAUCUACAAGGAACGUCUCGAUGUUCUUGUUUAUUUUAUAUCAAAAUACAUUAUUAGCCUUUUAAAAAUUAGUAAAGAAGUCAGCAUAGAUGACACUGCCUAAGUCACUUAGUCAUUCCAAAUUCUGUGACUGUUGGGACUUGCACGUAGGAAUCCAAAAUCAGUCGGAGGCCAGAGCUGUAAAAAUAAAAUGAAUAAAUUACUUAA